Gasterosteus aculeatus aculeatus (three-spined stickleback) is the source of this 2989-nucleotide messenger RNA. RefSeq names its product phosphoribosyl pyrophosphate synthetase 1B (gene prps1b). Gene Ontology annotation, biological process: ribonucleoside monophosphate biosynthetic process; 5-phosphoribose 1-diphosphate biosynthetic process; purine nucleotide biosynthetic process. The record is from RefSeq and is a predicted model, not a curated record. Gene Ontology annotation, cellular component: ribose phosphate diphosphokinase complex; cytoplasm. Lineage: Eukaryota; Metazoa; Chordata; Actinopteri; Perciformes; Gasterosteidae. Gene Ontology annotation, molecular function: magnesium ion binding; ribose phosphate diphosphokinase activity; ATP binding.
GACGUCAUCGCGGCAGAACGUAAAGCCGAAGCGUGCGUGCCACUCCGGGACGAAGAGCCGCACGCGGGAUGCGUGGGACAUAAUGGUGGAUAGGUAACGUUAGUGGAAACAGUCCGCAGCUGAAAGAGAGUAGACCAAUUUGUCGGCCGUUUCCCACCGCCGUUGCCUCGGACCCUCUGAUUCCACAGCCGUACCCGAAGGACUGCGACGGAAAAUGCCGAAUAUCAAAAUAUUCAGCGGUAGCUCGCACCCGGACCUGUCUCAGAAAAUAGCAGACCGCCUGGGUCUGGAGCUGGGGAAGGUCGUCACGAAGAAAUUCAGCAACCAAGAAACCUGCGUGGAGAUCGGAGAGAGCGUCCGUGGGGAGGACGUCUACAUCGUCCAGAGCGGCUGCGGGGAGAUCAACGACAACUUGAUGGAGCUGCUCAUCAUGAUCAACGCCUGCAAGAUCGCCUCUGCCUCCAGGGUCUCUGCCGUCAUCCCCUGCUUCCCGUACGCCCGGCAGGACAAGAAGGACAAGGUGGGGAGCCGUGCCCCGAUCUCUGCCAAGCUGGUGGCCAACAUGUUGUCCGUGUCCGGCGCUGACCAUAUUAUCACUAUGGACUUGCACGCCUCACAGAUACAAGGAUUCUUUGACAUCCCCGUGGAUAAUUUAUAUGCAGAGCCAGCUGUGCUGAAAUGGAUCAAAGAGAACAUCCCUGAAUGGAAAAACUGUACCAUUGUUUCGCCAGAUGCAGGCGGAGCCAAAAGGGUCACCUCCAUAGCAGACCGGUUGAAUGUGGAUUUUGCUCUCAUUCACAAGGAGAGGAAAAAGGCAAACGAGGUGGACCGCAUGGUUCUCGUCGGUGACGUCACCGAUCGGGUCGCUAUUCUGGUGGAUGACAUGGCUGACACGUGUGGCACAAUCUGUCAUGCUGCUGACAAGCUCAUUUCUGCAGGGGCCACCAAGGUGUACGCCAUCCUGACACAUGGCAUCUUCUCUGGCCCAGCCAUCACACGCAUCAACAAUGCCUGCUUCGAAGCUGUGGUGGUCACCAAUACGAUCCCUCAGGAGGAGAAGAUAAAGCAUUGUCCUAAAAUACAGGUUAUUGAUAUCUCCAUGAUCCUGGCGGAGGCCAUCCGUAGAACCCACAACGGCGAGUCUGUGUCGUACCUUUUCAGCCAUGUGCCCUUGUAACGAGCGAUGUCUCCUAUGUGCUGUGUGCCGUUUCACCAAAUAAGAGAAGAGGGAAUUCUACGACAAACGACCAUUCGCAAACAGAUGUUCCGCUAACUAACUGGAAAAUGAAUGAAUUGUCGUGUUAUUGAUAACGCUGACCCCCCCCGACCCCCGUCAGUCCUUUUAGCGUGUCCCCCCCCGAGCAGUGGCCAGCAUAUUUAUUGUUGUAUUGUACCGCCCCCUCCCUUAACAUUAAGGUAGAGUUUCUCCUGACCAUAUUACCUCUCCAGAGGGACGUACUACAGAGCCGGGGUUCUUUGGCUCAGCGGCCUCAACAAAAAGCCUGAUCAGAGCUGAGGGGAAAGGUGUCGUCAACUUGCUUCUUUUUUGACUCGAGCUUUCUUUACUACACUCCAGUGGGCUUUUCCAUGGAAGCAAUUUUACUCAUUUACAGGACCAGUCGCAUGCAGAAUACCACUGCCUGUAGAUUAAAACAAAACUGUUUCUACAGGCCAGAUAGCUGCUGUGUUAAAUUGUUAAUAUUUUUAUUUUCCCACUCGUUGCAUCUGCAACGCAUAACUUUAUAUGCAGAACUUUAUUAUUUUUAACAUGACUGUUGCGCAUUUUAAACCUUCAUCUUUAGACGUGAUGUUGCCGAUCUAAACCUUAUACUCCAGGUUUGCAUUUAGGUGACACCGCAUCAUGAGCGACGGCCAAAUCAAAUGGAAAGGAAUUGUAUUGACUGCAUAGUAACGGUGGUAAAUUCCCACAGAUUUCUAUCUUUUCUAAUCCGUGUUCUAUUGGCUGCAGCACCAAGACUAUAGAGCAUUUCAUAUGCGAGUAGAGCGCAUACUGAUAUUAUGCUUAACUGCUCUGGAUAUUACUUGUGAUUUUCAUAGAAUGAUUUACUUCAAGUCAAUAUGGCCGAAGGGCCUGACAACACAACGGUGGUGAUCUAGCUCAACAACUUUCCAAAUUCCCUGAGUGCAGAAUGUAUCUCAUAGAUUGAGUAGUUGUGCCGGUUGUUUCUCCCCAAAUAUGUUGAUUGGUAGAAGGCCGCUUCCUUUCUUGAUUCUACCAACCGCACUAAUCUUGCUUCGUAGUACAUCCCUCAGGUUUUUAUUUCAAUGUGUCCAGGUGGGGGGAGAGGAGGGUGUGUCCGUGUGUGUGUCCGUCCCCGUCCCUGACUGGUUCCAGUGGUCAGGAGAAGCAUCAUCCAUAUUAAGCUGUUACAUAACAACAUAUUGUUAAAAAUGAACGAGUAGUUUUUCAUGUUGCUCCUGUGUUCUCUGCUAUUUGAAAGAAUAUAAUUAAUUGAAGUGAAUGUGUAUAAAACUAGUUUACAGUGCGACUGAAGCUCCAGACAAGCCAAGAUUGCCUCAGCAGUCUAAUGGAAUAACUUAAUUUCCUCCAGCCCUGCUGCUAUACCCCCCUCCUCCCCCCUUUAGCUGAGUUUUAUUUUCCAACUGGAUGAAGAACUUUCUUGUGUUUUUAUCAGGCACUAAAAGAUGUUUGGGAUGUCUCUUUCCACUCCUGAAACGGACUGGGGUUUGCACAGUGGCCGGGGUUCACCUCUUGCCGGUUCUGUGUUGACGGGCCUUCUGUAGAGAGCCUGUUGAGAUUUUAGUUUGGGGUCUCUGCAGGCUGGAGCUUCAUUAAGAAAUGUUCACCUGCUAUUUCAUUUUUGGUAUUUUUGUAUGAUUGGAGAAAAUGAUUUGUCAUUAAUGUGCAUUUCAAAAUCUUUGUUUCCUUUUUCAGUAUAGGGUGAAUCCACCAGUUAUCUGAUGUGUUCUUAAUAAAAUAUGCCUAAAAGCCUGGCUUUUUUUUCUG